AUGUUAAGCUAUGGCUUCAACAUUGUUAUCAAGGCAUUUUGUUUCAGACUAGCUGCUCAUUUAACCAGUCAGUGUUCCAAAAAUCGGCCUGGACGGCACCUAGGCGCUGGGCGCCCGCCUAGGCGGCCUGGGCGUGUCUGGGUGGGUCUGACUCGGAAAAAUGAGAUGAUGAUGAUGCUAUGA
Messenger RNA from Prunus armeniaca (apricot), 183 nucleotides. NCBI's taxonomy places the organism in Eukaryota, Viridiplantae, Streptophyta, Magnoliopsida, Rosales, Rosaceae. The record is from the annotation of a GenBank genome assembly.